This is a messenger RNA of Musa acuminata subsp. malaccensis (wild Malaysian banana), 1269 nucleotides long. Lineage: Eukaryota; Viridiplantae; Streptophyta; Magnoliopsida; Zingiberales; Musaceae. The record is from RefSeq and is a predicted model, not a curated record.
GCCGCAAAAUAAUCCUGUCUUAAAAAGCACCGCCGGCAUUUCCAGCGUUCCUAAACCUCGGGACGGCUCCAACCCCUCGGUGCCCUAAUUCCUGCAACGAUGAGAAGAACCUCCCGCUUCCUCUCAUGCAGCUCUAUACUGGAGAGAGCCACUAAUGUAAAGGAUUCUUUCUGGUUGACUAGUCAACAUAGUAUUACGACUUCUGGACCAGAUCUUGUGAAUGAUGGUAUGGAUUUCAAUCAGAAGUCUGGUUGCCUUUCCAACUUAACAGACAAAUGCAUUGAUUUACCACCAUUUUCUCCUACAGGAAGCUCCUCAGUUAGACGGAAGGCAGAAUACGCUCUUUAUAAGGGAAAAGCUGCCUUGUCAGUGUCACCAGUUCUUCCAACUUUCCGUGAAGUGGAUUCUGGGGUUUCUAGAGUAUAUAAAAAAGGCUGUGUUAUCUUGACAUUUUGGCCUGCCGUUGGUGUAAGAAAGUAUGAUUGGCAAAAGAAGCAGGCCUUUGCUCUGUCACCUACUGAAGUUGGAAGCUUGAUUGGCCUGGGACCUGCUGAAUCUUGUGAAUUUUUCCAUGAUCCCUCAAUGAAAUCAAGCCUUGAAGGCCAGGUGAAGAAAUCACUAUCAAUUUCCCCAAUGAAAGAUAAAACUGGAAUUCUUCUAAACUUUUCUGUUGUAAAUAACAUCCAGAAGACAAAUGAGCGGUUCUCUGUUCCAGUUACAAAGGCUGAGUUCACAGCAAUUCGUACAGUGUUAAGUUAUGUAUUGCCGCAUAUCAUGGGUUGGACCCAGGCUGCAAGCCCACAACCGCCAAGCACCGCAACACAUACUCCAAAAGAGCAGAUUGAGGAGCGGCCUGAUCCAUCUCUCGAGUGGGGAAGGUAAAUCAGAGCUCGGUUUUCCGGCAUAGCCUUCUCUGGCAGUAAAGAAACGAUGGUGCUGAACACUUGUCGGUGUAAAACUCCCACUGCUGGAUGCUGAGUUUGAUGUUUGAACUUGUUGGACAAUGGGAUGUGGUUCACGGGAAUGGUGUUUUAUGUUUUGGAUUGGAUCUCCCGUAUCGUAACUGCAACUUGUCUUAAACUGUGGCUGCCAACUGGACCUGCAAAAAACUUUUUUUGUGAUCUGCAGAAAACUUUGUGUCAUGCUUGAGAGGACGAACAGGCAUAUCUCAGAUCUAAAGUUUUUUGCAUCAAACUUAAAUUGCUGAAGUUAAGUACUGCUUCAUUGCUAUUGAGAAUGGAUGAUAGGAGUCAUGCUAUAUUUCUGGUA